Podospora pseudocomata is the source of this 1545-nucleotide messenger RNA. RefSeq lists its product as uncharacterized. The transcript is spliced from 3 exons. The record is from RefSeq and is a predicted model, not a curated record. Gene Ontology annotation, biological process: transcription-dependent tethering of RNA polymerase II gene DNA at nuclear periphery; RNA export from nucleus. Gene Ontology annotation, cellular component: nuclear pore. Lineage: Eukaryota; Fungi; Ascomycota; Sordariomycetes; Sordariales; Podosporaceae. Gene Ontology annotation, molecular function: RNA binding; ubiquitin binding. Bases 360 to 1124 code for a protein of 254 amino acids.
CUAUAAUAAUAACCUUCCACCAACCCUCUCAAGAAUUAAUCAUCCUGCAACGUUCAUCUAGCAUUCAACAACAACUACUCGGCAUACAUGAUCAACCUCAUUACCAACACAAUGGCCGCCCCAAAACCAAACAUCGGAACCUUGGACCGAUAUUGCUUCCCCUCCAGGGCCCGAGGACACCGUCAGCGCCCUCCGAUGGCCUCCCAAGGCAGACCAUGUGGCCGCCUCUGCUUGGGACGGCAGAGUGUAUAUCUACGAUGCAACAAACGUCGCCGGCGGCACAGGUUCCAUCCGCCCUGUCACCGCCAUGAACAACAACCCACCCUUUUCUCGAUUGCGAUUUCAACCAGGAAGGGAACAUGAUUGCCGGUGCCUCGACCGACGGAAAAGUCCACAUCAUGGAUCUCAACGCGCCAGGUCAAACUAUGACACUUUCCGGUCACCAAGCCCCUGUGAGGACCGUCCGUUGGGUGGACCUUCCCUGCGCCGGGAAUUCGACCGGUCUGCUUGUUUCUGGGUCAUGGGACAAGACACUUCGGUUCUGGGACAAGCGGCAACCCAACCCCAUCGCCACCGUCAACCUCACCAACCGUGUAUGGGCCAUGGAUGGGUCCGGUACGACCCUCGCCGCGGGGACAGCAGACAACAAGAUCCACAUCUUCAACCUGGGAAAGAUGACACAGAGCAGUGCCAUAAGACCCACGAUGAUCAUUGAGUCGCCUCUUGUGGACCAACAAAUCAGAUGCAUAGCUGUCAAACACGGUGGUCAAUACCGGGCGGUGGGAGGUAUUGGCGGAAGGGUAACUUUUGGAGCUACCCAACCUAACCCGAUGAAGUCAGGAGUGACUUUCUCGUUCAAGUACCAUCGUGAAGUGUCGAAAGAAUCAAGCAAAGUGACGAACGUGUACGCCGUCAAUGACCUUGCCUUUGCCAAUUAUAUUGCCCAUCAAAAUGGCUCGACGGCGAGGAUCGUGAUGGCAACGGCAGGUCAGGAUGGACAGGUUAUGGUUUGGAAUGUGACUAAGAAAACUAGCCUGAUAUCGUAUCCGUCUCCCGGGGGGAGUAUCACGGCUUGUGGCUUCAACUGGGGCGCGACCAUGUUUGCGUAUGAGGUUGGGGAAUGAGGUGUGCUUAUAACACGCCGAAUUAUUCAAGAGGGUUGGCGCUGCGGAGGGUGGAUUAUUCGUGGUUUGCUUAGGAAGAGGGUGGAGGCAAAGAGUAGGGGUCAGCGCUGAUACCUUUGAGUAUAUCGUUGAUAGGUAUGGAGCGUCUUUUUCUUUUGUGUGCUUAUGGCUAGUGUUUUUAUGUGUUGGGUGGGUAUUGGUAUAAAUAGGGAUUAUGUUGCGAGGGAGAGGAAAAAUGGAAGUCUUGGGGCAGGAAAGGUGGUGUUGGUAUCAUGACAGGAAGGGAACACAACUUGUCAUUCAUUAGUUGUUCAGUAGCAACAUCGUGGUGAGCGAACAUAGCAACAGAACUGCCUUUUCAGUUUGACGUACAGUCUAUUAAUUAUAUACAAUCCCGUUCAUUACAUGAAAAGAAACAAGA